AUGGGUGUUGGUGAACUUUACGGUUUGUUUGCCUGUAUGGUAGCUCGAAGAUCAUGGAAAGCGGUUUCACAAGGGAUCAAAAAUAAGAAACUGGAUAUGGCAGAGAUAGACGAGUUGAAACUGUACGCUGGUGCGCUGAUCCCCAAAAUUAGUGAAGUGCUACAUCGGAUGCCGCGACAGAUGCUUCUUAUUCUUAAGACUAACGAUUUAAUAAGAAAUCUCGAACAUGUUUUGGGAACCGAAAGUCGUUCAGAUGCCCACAUUGAGAUGUCUAAGUGUGUGGUGCGAUCUCAUUAUGAAAUGAAGCUGAAAAAUUCUCACAGCCUUUGGGAGGCUCUAAGGAUAAAACUGAAGCUGUAUUGGGCUUUAUUCAAAAUACAUUCAUAUGAAUGGUAUCUCAUCACAAGAGAAUCAAUCCCAUUUUUACAUCUCUCUUAA
This is a messenger RNA of Strongylus vulgaris, 438 nucleotides long. The record is from the annotation of a GenBank genome assembly. NCBI's taxonomy places the organism in Eukaryota, Metazoa, Nematoda, Chromadorea, Rhabditida, Strongylidae.